This is a messenger RNA of Morchella sextelata, 1989 nucleotides long. RefSeq lists its product as uncharacterized. Bases 1 to 1989 code for a protein of 662 amino acids. Lineage: Eukaryota; Fungi; Ascomycota; Pezizomycetes; Pezizales; Morchellaceae. The record is from RefSeq and is a predicted model, not a curated record. The transcript has 7 exons.
AUGUCUUUUGGCUUUGGUGAUUUUAUAGCUGGCGUAAACCUCUGCGACAGCAUCAUCAAAGCCUGUAACGAAAUUAAUAAUGCUUCCAGCUCUCAUAAAGAUUUCGCAGCAUCCGCCCGUGCUCUCCGUGAUGGUUUGAACGGUCUCAUGAGCGCCAUACGAGAUCGAAAUACAACAGCCAAAACCGAAUGUUUCCGGCACCGGAACGAUGAAACGACAUGGCAAUCUUUGCGGGAAAUUACGCUGGAUUUCAGAGCGACAUUAGAGACGAUACAGGCACGUUUAAGACAGUAUCCGGUUGGGGAGAGGGCAGGCUUAGAAAGGCGAAUGAGUUAUUGGUUUAGUGCGAAAGGCGAAGUACAGGAGCUUUUGGAGAGAUGCAGAUACCAUGUUACGAUUAUUAAUUUUGUGCUGGAACCCUUCAAAAUAAAGGUUAUGACAAAUAUCCAGGAAAGCAUCCAAAACCUCACAGGCGAGGUGCUGGAUGUUAAGAAGGAAGUUUUGAAGGUUGGAACCCGCAUGGAAGAGAAUUUCGACGAUAUGAGGGAGAUACUGCAGCGAUUUAACUGCCAACCUGGACCGUUUGAAAGACGCCCACGCGCGGUACCACCACCGCCGCCGCCGCCGCCGCCACCGCCAGCCCUCGAGAUUACUACGGACAGUUUAGAUAUUAGGUUCAAGAAUCAAAUGAGAGACGAUGGAGAGGAUACGGUGUCCGAGUUGACGGAUGUGGCCGUGGGCGAGCUGACGAAGAGUGCUGUGAUAUGGCUCGAGAAGGGAAGAUAUGCUGUUGAUGGCGCCACUAAUAUGGCGAAACUGACACCGACCCAGUACUUGUGGUUAAGAAAAGCGAAGUGGAUUGUGACGUCCUUCAAUGGGCAUCCAGAGCUGCAGAAAUUAGCUAUAAUAGACAAGGAUUCACUACUACAUAAGCUUUGCCGAAAGUUGGAAGACGAGAUUAAAGAGGUCUUCAAUGACAUGAAAAUAAAAGAACUACAGAUCCCUAGCAUGGAUUCAAUUCACUCGCUUGAUCCACACGAGUUCUCACCUUUGGUAGAACCUCUACUUGAGCCUGAUACCACCAUGGAAGACCUCUUCGCAUUCCAGCACGCGUUUGUAGACGCCAACGCCAGAUUCAUCAGCUCCCACUUCAAGGGCAUCAGAUACCAAGAACCCGCCUUAACGCGAAGCUCCCGCGAAUUUACCUCAGGUCUCAUACAACUCUGGCUCGAAAAGCCGCGCCCUCGUCUUGACCCAGAAGGAAAUACACCUUCAACUGAAUCCUCACUCUCUCCAACAACUACACAAACUCAAUCGAUGUCCUCGUGGUCUGCGGCACCAAGUGUUGCCUUAUCCACCACCACCACCACCCACAGACAGCAAGACGGAACAACGGUGUUUGAGGUCAAGAAGGUGGAAAGUUCGAGAUUUUUUGCAUGUCUCAAUGACACCAGUUCCAGCGAGAAGCGGCGCGUAUUUAUAACAUUUGCCCUCGAUGAUACUAUCAGCUUCUCCAACACGAGCUGUUGCAGUAAAAACCUACAUCCUGGUGGGGGCGGAAAAUCUAGAAGACUUCCGGAGUCAGAAAGCGAUGUCUGCUGCAAGAAACUCGUCAUCGAGACAGUGAUAAAAGGUGGUGACUUUGUUGCAAAGUUUCUAGAAGCUAAGGGUGAUGGAAUAGUUGAUGAUAUGAGUAUCGCACUGGGUGAGGAGUACCUACCGAAAGGGAAAAAGGUCAAAUUAUCUUAUUUUAAUAUCAUCUUCGAGUCUAAGGGUGAAAAACUACGGUUCAUGAAUCAAUAUCAUGAAUUGGAAAAAUUACGGAUCACACGGGAACGGAUCACCAGAGCGUUGAUGGCUGAUAUGAGGGAACGUGAGAGACAUGGAGAUCAGUUAAGAAUGGAUGAAUUACCGAAAUCACCGAGGCGUAGUUCGACUUUCUCGGCAUUCUCAUUCAAGAGCGGACGGAGGGGGAGUUAUUUAUCGUGA